Molecule: messenger RNA, 435 nt
Organism: Miscanthus lutarioriparius
Lineage: Eukaryota; Viridiplantae; Streptophyta; Magnoliopsida; Poales; Poaceae
Source: the annotation of a GenBank genome assembly
AUGGCAUCCGUCCUGCGCCUCCUCGCCGUCCUCCUCGCCGCGGCGGUCGUCGCGGACGCCGUGACCAUCGUGGUCACCAACAAGUGCGGGUACACCGUGUGGCCCGCGGCGCUGCCAGGCGGCGGCACGGUGCUCAACACCGGGGAGUCAUGGUCCAUCGACGUGCCGGCGGGGACGCGGAGCGGCCGCGUGUGGGGCCGCACGGGGUGCGGAUUCAUCGCCAACGGCACGCUGGGGCAGUGCCAGACGGGCGACUGCGGCGGUACGCUGGCGUGCAGCAAGGUCGGGUUCGAGCCCAUCACGCUGGCCGAGUACUCGCUCGCCUCCGGCGCCGGCGGCGCCGACCAGUUCGAUAUCUCCCUCGUCCACGGCUUCAACGCGCCCAUGUCGUUCCUCCCCAGCGCCAGCAGGUGCGCCCGCGGUGGGCCGUCGUGA